This is a messenger RNA of Adineta ricciae, 909 nucleotides long. The record is from the annotation of a GenBank genome assembly. Lineage: Eukaryota; Metazoa; Rotifera; Eurotatoria; Adinetida; Adinetidae.
AUGAAGUGGUUGGUCGCCUUCAUCAUACUCACUACGUUUUAUCCCAAUUCGCUGGAUGCAGUGCCGACAGUUGAAAAAAAACAUCCCGUUAAUCCAGAACAGAUGGGUGGACAUUACCAAGGUGAUAUGGUUUUUCCUGAAGAUGCAGCAACAAAGGGCGCAGCCAGUCGACCCACAUGGCAACAUUGGCCCAGUGGUGUUAUUCCUUACGAUAUGACGUCAUCCAUUUUAUCAAACCAUUCUGCAUUGAUACUUGACGCGAUGCGACGAAUGGAGAAUUUGACGAAAGUUAACGAUCGUAUGUGUAUUCAAUUUCGACCCAAAACCAAUACCGAUCCCAUAUUCAUCACAAUUAAAAAUGGCACUGGUUGCUCAGCUCACGUUGGUUAUCUACAAAACUUUACGUUAAAUCGUACUUUAACGUUAAUGUAUGCACCGCCAUACACAUGUAUGAUAACAGGAAUUAUUCAACAUGAACUGCUUCAUAUCCUAGGAUUUUUCCAUGAACAAUCUCGCCCGGAUCGAGACGACUAUGUUUCUAUUCAAUGGGAAAACAUUAUCAAUGGCACGGAAUUCAAUUUUGCGAAGUAUAGUGUGGACGACAUUGAUUCGCUUGGAUUACCGUAUGACUAUGGAUCAGUGAUGCAUUACGCAGGAAAUGCAUUUACAUCGAACGGGCAACCAACUAUCAUAGCAAAAAGAAAUAUCACGUCAACGUUAGGACAACGAGUCGGCAUGAGUUCGAUCGACAUUGCUGAAGUACAACGAUACUAUGGAUGUCUAACAGCUCCCACGUCAUCGCUAUCACCAAAACUGAUCACAUCGAUUAGUUUGAAACUAGUUUUACUUAUUUUUCAUAUAGGACUGUUUUGCAUUGAUUUGGUCAAAAUGAAUACUUUUAAUUUUUAA